Molecule: messenger RNA, 1159 nt
Organism: Asparagus officinalis (garden asparagus)
Lineage: Eukaryota; Viridiplantae; Streptophyta; Magnoliopsida; Asparagales; Asparagaceae
Product: linoleate 9S-lipoxygenase 5, chloroplastic-like
Exons: 2
Coding region: 1-849 (282 amino acids)
Biological process (GO): lipid oxidation
Molecular function (GO): oxidoreductase activity, acting on single donors with incorporation of molecular oxygen, incorporation of two atoms of oxygen; metal ion binding
Source: RefSeq, a predicted model, not a curated record
AUGAAGAGAGGCCGAGAGAGUAUCGCACUCACUUGGACAUCGGGUGCUUUAACUGGCUGUUGCUACACUGUGUUUUUCAGGGGCAUUGCGGUUGAAGACCCAAGCAGCCCAAACAAACUCCGGCUCCUAAUCACAGACUACCCCUACGCCGUGGAUGGGCUCUCCGUCUGGGCCGCAAUCGAAACGUGGGUGACUGAAUACUGUUCCAUUUACUAUUCAGACCACGCCACAGUUCAAUCCGAUACCGAGCUCCAAGCCUGGUGGACUGAAAUAAUCGAAGUGGGCCAUGGCGACAAAAAGAACGAGGGCUGGUGGCCCAAAAUGCAAUCCAUCUCCGACUUGGUCCAAACUUGUACUACGAUCAUAUGGAUAUCCUCUGCACUUCACGCCGCUGUCAAUUUCGGACAGUAUCCCUACGCUGGUUUCCUCCCGAAUCGACCAACCAUCAGCAGACGUUUUAUGCCCGAACCGGGUUCAUCUGACUACGACGAGCUAGCCAGAGACCCAGACCGGGCUUUUCUGAAGACCAUAACGAGUCAGUUUCAGACGAUACUGGGCGUGUCACUGAUUGAGAUAUUGUCACGCCAUUCGUCAGACGAGUUGUACCUCGGUCAGCGAGAUGCACCGGAGUGGACUUCUAAUUUAAGGGCCAUCGACGCGUUUCGACGGUUUGGAGACGAGUUGAUUGAGAUUGAGAAUAGGAUUUUGGAGAUGAAUGAGGAUGGGAGUUUGAAGAACAGGAAUGGGCCGGUUCAAAUGCCGUAUACUUUGCUGUAUCCGAAUACGUCGGAUCAUACGCGGGUUGGUGGGUUAACGGGUAGGGGAAUACCCAAUAGUGUGUCCAUUUGAGGUCUGGGACGGGUGAGCAAUAGUAUUGCUAAUUUGUCAGUGAGUUUGAGUUUUUAUUUUACUGUCAGUUGCUAUAUGAGGAAGAGGUAAAGGAUUCUAGUCAGGGAUGGACAGCAGUAGCCUGGUGUAUGAGGAGCCAAGUUCCGGCUAGAAACCGGACGAGUUUGGUAGUAGAAGUUAUAGCCUGUUGCCAAAUUAUGAUCAGCGUGUCAUCCAAUUGUCUCUCUAGAAAAAAUUUCGAUUCCAGCACCAUUUACUUUGUUAAAACUUAACUUAAAACUCUGAAUCAAUUUUCUAGCUGUUGCCAACC